Labeo rohita (rohu) is the source of this 1384-nucleotide messenger RNA. RefSeq names its product actin related protein 2/3 complex, subunit 5-like, b (gene arpc5lb). Gene Ontology annotation, biological process: cell migration; regulation of actin filament polymerization; Arp2/3 complex-mediated actin nucleation. NCBI's taxonomy places the organism in Eukaryota, Metazoa, Chordata, Actinopteri, Cypriniformes, Cyprinidae. Gene Ontology annotation, cellular component: Arp2/3 protein complex; cytoplasm; actin cytoskeleton. Gene Ontology annotation, molecular function: actin filament binding. Bases 234 to 779 code for a protein of 181 amino acids. The record is from RefSeq and is a predicted model, not a curated record. The transcript has 3 exons.
CCUUUCAUAUUAAAUAUGCGGCUUUGCAUCGGUACACUGAAGCAGCUCAUGUGCUGGCGUGUGGCGGUAUAACACACUGAACGCAGCCCACUUUGACUAAUCAACUCGUCCAUCUUUGGAUGUGCUUCAAUGUGGUGUCCCUGACGCCGACUAAAACCAGAGACUGAAAUCUCCCAUCAGAGCACAGGAACUGUUACAGCACACGGGACCGCUGGUGAGUGACACUGGCCCCGAUGGCCAAGAACACGCUGUCUUCGCGCUUCAGAAAGGUGGACAUUGAUGAAUUCGACGAGAAUAAAUUCGUGGACGAUCACGACGAGGCUGCCGACCAGCAAGGACCUGAUGCGGUGGAAGUCGACAACCUUAUCAGGCAAGGGGACAUGAUGGCAGCCUUUCAUAUUGCUCUUCGGAACCCUCCAAUCAACAGCAAGAACCCAGCAAUAAAGGUACAGAGCGUUUUAACAAGAACUUCUUUUCAGAAUGAAGCAUAUUGGGCGCAGAUUGCACAAUUGCAUCUUUCCUGUCUUUCAUUCUCUCAGGAAAGAGCUCAGGCUGUGGUAUUGAAGGUUCUGACAUCAUUUAGGAGCAGCGAUAUAGAGCCCGCCGUUAAAUCUCUCGACAAGAAUGGAGUCGAUCUUCUCAUGAAGUACAUCUACAAAGGCUUUGAGAGACCCACAGAAAAUAGCAGUGCCAUAUUGCUGCAGUGGCAUGAAAAGGCAUUUGCUAUUGGAGGACUAGGCUCUAUUGUUCGAGUUUUGACAGCCAGGAAGACUGUAUGACUACCUGAUCGAACCUGGAAACAGUGACGCUAAGAGACGCCGAGGACACAAGGCAGGUUUGCCUGUUGCUUAAAGGAGAGAAGAAAAGACCUUCGUUUUGAAUGCUACUGCCUUGAAGAAAAAAAAAAAGAACUGUAAACGGCAGAGAAAUAAUGGAAAAAAUUUGCUUGUGUAAAAGUGAAGUAACGUUAUAUGCCAGUAUAUCAUAAAUUAUUCUAUGAUAUACUGGCAUCAAAAAGAUUUAAAAUGGGUUUGAGUGGGGGGGAAAAUGUACUGUGGAAGACAAAACAUUCCCAGUGUAUGUGCUAUGAGUAACAUGGUGAAUAUAGGAUACUGCAUAUUUAAGAUCAGGUGAAUGAGAGCCGCAAAAGUGAGCUAGUACAUAUGAGGUUGUCAUUGGAUUUGAGGUGUUUUCUGUGCUAAAAACAAAAGUUAGAUUUAAUCAAUGUUUUAUUUUCUUAUUUUAUUUCACAUCUUUGGUCCCAUGCUCUUUUGUUUUGUUUUUGUGCAGAGAUUUAAUAAUGGAACCAGUGAUGUACGCCAAAGGGGUAGAGUGGGGAUCAUUGUAAAGUGCCUGCUACAAUAAAGUAAAUGGAUCUCCUUCA